Molecule: messenger RNA, 1728 nt
Organism: Synchytrium microbalum
Lineage: Eukaryota; Fungi; Chytridiomycota; Chytridiomycetes; Synchytriales; Synchytriaceae
Exons: 1
Coding region: 1-1728 (575 amino acids)
Cellular component (GO): nucleus
Source: RefSeq, a predicted model, not a curated record
AUGAGUUCUCUCUAUUGGGACACAAUCAUCAAACCGGAUCAUGAUAGCGAGUCGUUACCGCAUAAUACUUCACUGCCGGCUCUGUCGGUCAUCCAGCAGAUAUUCUCUUCCAACAACACUCAUGAACAACAGCAACAACAUCACCAUCAACAUCAACACGAACAACAACAGCACGAACAGCAACCCUUGUUCAACUAUAGUCUCGACCAGCUGCUACAGGUCUCAGCUAGUGAACCUGUACUGAAUAGUCCUUCUCUGAAUAUGAGGGCUGCUUCUCCCGUCCCACAUGAACAUCACCAGCAGCAGCAAAAUGUAUUAUUACCUCCCCCGACAACUGAUAGGCCUCGAACAUUAUCCAGGCCAAACACGCUCCCUAGCAUGCUACCUUCCAUAGUCAGGACGGAACACGACUCGAGAGCUAGGACUCUGACCAGGAAUGGAUCGUCACCAAAUAUAAUACUCACUCCAUCACCCCCGGAUACAACAGAUACAGAUAGUCUAGCCGAACUACAGCAACCGACAGUGUUAUAUACUCCCGCUCCAUUACUAGUAGUACCACAACAGCAUACAGACUCGCUUCUCGCUCGACCUUCGCCAUUGGAUGACAUGCUAGAACGAUUUGCAAACCCACAACUCUUUGACUCGAAUGCAGCAUUUGAAGGAAAUAAUCCAAAUGAUAACGCUCGCUACAACAAUAGUAACAGCUUUGACGCAUAUGACGCGUAUGGACAAUUCUCAAAUAUGGAUGGCUUCCUGUCAAAUGAUGGUGGCUCGCAAAGUGGAAGCGGCGGGGUUUUAUAUGGUACAGGAGGCUCACGAUCGCCAUCACCAGCACCAUCAGAAGACUCGGAGUGGAAUAGUGACGCUGGAUCAGAUUAUGCUUAUGAUGCUGUGCAUUCACCAUUUGGAACACCUGCAUCUCCUAGUGGUAGUUUAAAAAGUCUGCCCAUACCUCCAGCAACAUCCGACUUUUUGGAUCCAUCAUCUGCUGGUGACGCUAGAUCCCGAAGGUGGUCUGCUGGAUCAAUAGGUACUCCACGACGACGAAGUAGAUCUAUUAGUAGUGUACGAUCCAAUAGCUCGUCAAAAUCUAGUAAAGAGCCGCUUGUAUGCCCGAAAUGUGAGAAACAAUUCCCAAGGAAGUUUAAUCUCACGAGUCAUAUGGUAUCGCAUACAUCAGACCGCCCUUAUCCAUGUCAGUAUUGUGAAAAGGCCUUCAAGAGGAGGCCAGACUUGUAUCGUCAUGAACGAAUGGUACAUGUGCCAUUUGGUUGUGAUAAAUGUAAAUCUAGGUUUGCUACGGAAGAUGCCCUAAGGGACCAUGCUUGCCCCGAUGUCCUAGCUGGAACUCCCGAACCACCAUCAUCCUCAUUAUCACCGUGCGAGCAUCCCAUCGAGUUUAAUCAUAAUAAUAAUAGUAGUAGUGACAGCAAUCAAAAUCAUCGUAGUAGCACUGACGACAAUAGGGACAGAAGCAGAAACGGGUACCCAAACGGUUUUCUGACACCAGAAAUCACACCAACACCAGAUUCAUCGCUUACGCUAUUGGAUCGACUUGGUCAGCCAGAAAUGAUGAGUCAAUCCAUGUACGGUGUCGGGUUUGGGGGCAGUGUGCUGAGUUACUCGAUGCCUACUUUAACGGACAACUUCUUUCUGUCUGAUGAUGGCAACAUAAUGGGGAAUACUGGGGCAGCGCAAUCGCAAUUUCAAUUUCAGCAGCAACAAUAG